CACAAGUCUACAGCUCGUAUCCGGCCGGAUUCCCAAAUCCCAAGCCUUUCAGGUGGACGGACCAACGACCAUGGAGAUCACACACAUCGCCGUGCUCUUCUUCCUCUUCGCCACCGUCAUCCUCUAUGCCCGGCGCCGCCGAGCUUCCCCGUCGGCUUACUGUCCGCACCCCCACCCCGUCCUGGGCAACACCGUGGAGUUCAUCCGAAACCGCGGGAGAUUCUUCGACUGGUACACCGACAUGCUGCGCGCGGCGCCGUCCAACACCAUCGAGGCGUGGGGGCCCUUCGGCGCCAGCCACGCCGUCACCACCGCCGACCCGGCCGCCGUCGACCACCUGCUGCGCGCCAGCUUCGCCAACUACAACAGGGGCGCGCAGUCCGACCUCAUCGGCGACGGCAUCUUCGGCCGCUUCACCGAGGACGUUCUCGCCGUCCACCUCGGCCGCCGCCUCCUGCCGUUCCUCGACGCCGCCGCGGUGUCGGGCGAGGCCGUCGACCUGCAGGAGGCGCUGCGCCGGUUCGCGUUCGACAACAUCUGUCACGUCGCCUUCGGCGUCGAGAGCUCAACGUUCCUCGAGUGGGCUGACCCCCAGCACCAGACGCUCUUCGCGGCGUUCGACACGGCCGUCAAGAUCUCAUUCAUGCGAACGCUGACGCCGUCCACGCCGGUGCGGAAGCUCACCAAGCUUCUCAACGUCGGCAAGUCGCGCCGGCUGCGAGAAGCCAUCGGCGUCAUAGACAACCACGCCAUGUCCGUCAUCGAAGCCAAGGAGGCGAGCCAAAGAAACAACAACCAAGCCGAGGGCGACCCGGACCUGCUCUCGCGGUUCAUGGCGGCCAUGGACGAGGAGGACGGCGGCGGCGAGCUCGCCGCCAUGUUCCCCACUCCGGAGGCCAAGCGCCGGCUCCUGCGGGACGUGGUCGUCAGCUUCGUGCUUGCCGGCAAGGACUCCACGACCUCGGCCCUCACGUGGUUCUUCUGGCUCCUCGCCGCGAACCCACGGUGCGAGCGGCGCGUCCACGACGAGGUGUCCCGGUCGCCGGACGACGACGUGAAGGGCAUGCGCUACCUGCACGCCGCGCUCAGCGAGGCGAUGCGCCUGUACCCGCCGGUGCCCUUCAACGGGCGGGUGGCUGUCGCCGACGACGUCCUCCCGGACGGCACCAAGGUGCGCGCCGGCUGGUUCGCCAACUACUCGGCGUACGCCAUGGGCCGGAUGGAGAAGCUGUGGGGAGAGAAUUUCCUAGAAUUCGUGCCUGAGCGCUGGCUCGGCGACGACGGCGAGUUCGUGGCGGUGGACGCGGCGCAGUACCCGGUCUUCCACGCCGGCCCGCGGGCGUGCCCCGGAAAGGAGAUGGCCUACCUGCAGAUGAAGACGGUGGCGGCAGCUGUUCUCCGGAGGUUCACACUGAACGUGCAAGCACCGACGGCCAGCAUGGAGUCGCCGCCGGCGUACGAGAUGACCGGGGGAAUGAAGAUUCUAGGCGGGCUACACGUAUACCUCAAGAUACGGGACUGAGAGUGAUCAACGGUGCUAAGUCAGCAACUGGACAAGAAGUGGACUAAUCGUUGUAUCCCCGCGCGCGCACCAAAUGCGACUA
Messenger RNA from Lolium rigidum, 1604 nucleotides. Its product is annotated as cytochrome P450 94A1-like. The record is from RefSeq and is a predicted model, not a curated record. NCBI's taxonomy places the organism in Eukaryota, Viridiplantae, Streptophyta, Magnoliopsida, Poales, Poaceae. The transcript has a single exon. Gene Ontology annotation, molecular function: monooxygenase activity; oxidoreductase activity, acting on paired donors, with incorporation or reduction of molecular oxygen; heme binding. The coding region runs from base 71 to 1522 and encodes 483 amino acids.